Lachancea thermotolerans CBS 6340 is the source of this 1341-nucleotide messenger RNA. It is a transcript of the gene TEP1, whose product is annotated as putative phosphatidylinositol-3,4,5-trisphosphate 3-phosphatase. Gene Ontology annotation, cellular component: cytosol; plasma membrane; nucleus. The record is from RefSeq and is a predicted model, not a curated record. Gene Ontology annotation, biological process: cell motility; negative regulation of cell population proliferation; protein dephosphorylation. Gene Ontology annotation, molecular function: phosphatidylinositol-3,4,5-trisphosphate 3-phosphatase activity; protein tyrosine phosphatase activity; protein tyrosine/serine/threonine phosphatase activity. Bases 1 to 1341 code for a protein of 446 amino acids. Lineage: Eukaryota; Fungi; Ascomycota; Saccharomycetes; Saccharomycetales; Saccharomycetaceae. The transcript has a single exon.
AUGCCUUUUUCCCUUCAGGCCUUCACGCCCGAGAACAUAUUACGAUCUGUCUACUCGUCGCCGAUUAAAGUACACAAAAAUGAUCUUGGGUUUUCGUUAGAUCUCUCAUACAUUACGCGCGAGCUUAUUGUUUGUUCAUACCCCGUAAUCAAGUAUCCACAACUCCUGUACAGAAAUAGUUUAAAGGACUUGAUCUCGUACCUGAAUCUGCAUCAUGGGGCUGGUAAUUGGAAAAUAUACAAUUUUAAGGCUGAAAAAGGAGCUUCCGACUAUAGUGACGAGGACUUGGUAACCGCCUUAUUUGAGCUCUCGAACUUUUGCGAAAAAGCUUCUGCCUCCGCAGGCCCCCUUCUAUCAACCAUUUAUGACCCAACAAAGUCCCCAUGCAAAGAGGGUCAUGACAGUGCUUCGACACAAUCUCUUUCGAGUACUCGGGAGUCUCUUCUUGAACGUGUUGGGCAUUAUAUUCAGCGGUACGGAUGGCUUGAUCAUUCGCCUCCACCCUUCACCCUUCUCCAAGAAAUACUUGACGAUAUGCAUGAGUACUUGAUCCAAGAUUCGUCCAGAGUUGUCCUUCUUCAUUGCAAAUUGGGUAAAGGCCGGUCAGGUUCUGUUGUGGUUGCAUAUCUGAUGAAGUACAUGCGGUGCUCGCUAAGAGAAGGCCGCGAGAUUUUUGUUAACAACAGGUUUAAGGUAGGAUUGACGCAGGGUGUAACAAUUUCAUCGCAGCUAAGAUACCUUGGGUAUCAUGAACGCUUCUUGCAAGCUGACCAUCCCUCAAAUUGGUCAAAAAUAUUAUCUGAGUUGACGCGUGCACAGUUCAUGAUUAAUAGUUUCGAGAUCAUUCACUUAUUAAGUGCAGCUCCUGUCAAGUUAGAAUCAAAAACUUACACUAUGUCAAUCAAGAUCCAAAUUUACAACCGUAAUCGUGAUGGUCUAAUUGAUGUUUUUGAUACUAAUAAUAAAGAACAGUCUAUAGACUCCAAGCCGCACAGCAAUUUGAAUAGAGUCUCAGUGGGGCAACGAAUUACUGAGAGCGACAUUCGAAUUUCAUUCGGACUUAGGCAUAAGGGUAGCGCAUUUAUCGAUAAUGUUACCCAACUGACGUCUAUAUCACAUUUUUGGAUAAAUCUUUAUUGGGAAACGCUUGCUUGCAGUCGAAGCGAAUCAACGGACCAUUAUACCCUUGACAAACUCGCGAAUGAGCAAAGUAGAUGCCGCGAUAGAAAGAAUUUUGCAAUGUUUAGUAUAAAGUGGGCCGAGCUAGAUGGCAUGAAGGGAUUACAAAGCAAAGGCUUCAAACUUUUCGAAACUUUUACGUUAAGGUGGCAGCUUUUAUAA